AUGCCAUCGCUAAAGUCGAUUAACGUCUGGUACGGCGUCAUGUUUAUCAAGCGUGGGUACUGGCGGGACGCCGUCGUGCGGUUCCGCAUAGAUAUUCCCCGCGAGUACCCACGGACACACCCAAUAAUCACAUUGGCCACAUCCGUCGUGCACCCACUUGUGCGCCAGGACGACGGGAAAUUUGCCCUGGAGCAGCAGUUCCCUCAGUGGACACCGUACAGUGAUUACAUAUUCCACGCGCUGCACUAUCUCAAAAACUCAUUCAAGAACCGCGUCCUGAAGCAACUGCAGCCGCAGGACUGCCAUAAUAUCGGUGCGUACAUGAAGUUUAAAAACGACCUGCCUCAUUUCCGCGAGUAUGCGCGGGUCGAUGCGAUGAAGUCAAGGACGCCCGAAAUACUGUACAGGCCGCCACCUGGCGACUGCCCCAUUGUGUUUUCGCUGAUGUCGAACGAGGAUUACAACCUCACUAUGCAGCAGAUAAAGUCGUACGCGAACAACUUGAAUUAG
This is a messenger RNA of Kickxella alabastrina, 510 nucleotides long. RefSeq lists its product as uncharacterized. The transcript has a single exon. Bases 1 to 510 code for a protein of 169 amino acids. The record is from RefSeq and is a predicted model, not a curated record. Lineage: Eukaryota; Fungi; Kickxellomycota; Kickxellomycetes; Kickxellales; Kickxellaceae.